Molecule: messenger RNA, 1592 nt
Organism: Coniophora puteana RWD-64-598 SS2
Lineage: Eukaryota; Fungi; Basidiomycota; Agaricomycetes; Boletales; Coniophoraceae
Product: AAA-domain-containing protein
Exons: 9
Coding region: 21-1412 (463 amino acids)
Biological process (GO): meiotic recombination checkpoint signaling; reciprocal meiotic recombination
Cellular component (GO): chromosome; nucleus
Molecular function (GO): ATP binding; ATP hydrolysis activity
Source: RefSeq, a predicted model, not a curated record
CCCGCUUCAUAAUUCUUACCAUGGAUCCUGAUCCAGCCAACUCUCAAGAAAGCUCUCAUUUGGAAACAAUUUGGACUGUGCACGUGGAGGUCCGCCUCUCAGCCAAGUCUAAGCGCCGGUUCGACACCAUCAAGAGUCAAGUCAAGGGCUGGCUACAGUCACUUGAAUGCCUAUCUAUACCAUCAGACCUCCAUGGCUGGGAACAAGAUCCUAGCCUCGCGUCAUGCGUCGAACGCAUCGCAGUUGCAGAAUCCCCGUGUCCAUCGUCAAUUCUGCCAUUAUCCCAGAUAUCGCUCAACAUACACACAUAUCAGCCAAUUGAAUCCGACUCCGUCGACGAAUACACCAAUGGAAACGAUAGCGGGGAGGGAGAAGGUGUGCUAGCGGCCAGUGUUUGCGAGCUUCCUUCGACAUCAUUGGAGGGCCUCUGGGACGGCCUCAUCUACUCCGACAACAUCAAGCUAAGGCUGCUGGAUUACAUCCACGCCACUCUGAUCCUCAGCGAUCUUAACGUCGACUCCAACCUCGUUUCAUGGAAUCGUGUCGUCCUUCUGCAUGGGCCCCCAGGAACAGGGAAGACUUCACUAUGUCGAGCACUUGCUCAAAAACUCUCCAUCAGAAUGUCUCACCGCUAUUCGCAAUCACGGCUACUAGAAAUCAAUUCGCACUCCCUGUUUUCUCGAUGGUUCUCAGAAUCCGGCAAACUUGUCCAGCGACUGUUUAACAAUAUCAACGAAAUGAUCGAAGAUGAAGACUGUUUUGUCGUUGUCCUCAUAGAUGAGGUCGAAUCCUUGACUGCUGCAAGAGCAGGGGCAAUGGCUGGAACGGAGCCGUCGGACGGCCUGCGUGUCGUCAAUGCCCUACUGACGCAGCUAGAUAAGCUACGACAGAAGAAAAACGUCUUGGUCAUGUCGACGAGUAAUUUGGCUAAAGCCAUAGAUUCUGCGUUCGUCGAUCGAGCAGACAUCGUUCAGUAUGUCGACUUGCCUCCACGCGAGGCCAUAUAUGAAAUCCUCCGGAGCUCGAUAUGCGAGUUCGUCGACAAAAAGCUCAUUCAAGAAGCCGUUGUUCCACCUCUGAACGAGGCUCUAUUCUACGAGGACACCGGCAAUUACGCGCAACAAAAUGACGGAUCACCAGUGUCUACAGCGCCUCACACGGAAAGAGUCAAGCUCGGUCGCAGUCUCCUGACCCUCUCCGCACGGUGUAGAGAAUUAGGCCUCUCGGGACGGGCAUUGCGUCGUCUGCCUGUCUUGGCUCUGGCAAGAUACAUAGGUCUAGGGGUGAGCAGCAGAAAUGGUAUCCUGGACAAUGACUCUGGCAACUUCCACACCGACAUCUAUACAUGGCUUGACGCCAUGGGGAAGGUUCUUGACGAACGUGCUUCUACGCACGGGCAAUUGUUACAAUGACACUAGCAUUACACCUGUCCCAGCAACUGGUUUCGCAUGUUAGGCUAGUCGAACAGCAGAUUUCUUGGCAAGUCUUCUGGCAAGGGACCUUACACCAUGUUUUUCGGUAGUGAAUCCAUUAAGAUUCCACUAACUACAUGUGUGCGUUGCGGUGGAAAUGUUACUUGAUAUAUGACAGCG